Molecule: messenger RNA, 1980 nt
Organism: Acipenser ruthenus (sterlet)
Lineage: Eukaryota; Metazoa; Chordata; Actinopteri; Acipenseriformes; Acipenseridae
Product: homeobox protein Dlx2a-like
Exons: 3
Coding region: 202-1023 (273 amino acids)
Biological process (GO): negative regulation of transcription by RNA polymerase II; cell differentiation; embryo development
Molecular function (GO): RNA polymerase II cis-regulatory region sequence-specific DNA binding; DNA-binding transcription factor activity, RNA polymerase II-specific
Source: RefSeq, a predicted model, not a curated record
UCAGAGAUCUUGUAGCGGUGCUGCUUCGUCCUUUUCAUAAACUGGCAUGAGGAUGUUAUCCAAAUCACUGACAGACUCUUGUUAGUUUCCAAGUUUUUGUUUUUUUUGGGGGGGUUGUUCUUGUUGUUUUCUAAAAGACGCUUUUUUUGUAUCUGUCGGUUAUUUAUUGGGGUAAAGUUUUCUUUAUAUUUUGGUAAAACGAUGACUGGAGUUUUUGACAGUUUAGCUGCAGAUAUGCAUUCGAACCAGAUUACCUCGAACAGCUACCAGAGCAUGCACAAACCCCAGGAAUCUCCGACUUUACCUGUGUCCACAGCUACAGACAGCAGUUACUACAAUAACCAACAGCCUGGACAUUGUGGAGGAUCGCCGUAUGGACAGCUCAGCGCGUACCAGUACCAUGCCAGUGGCUUGAGCAGCGUUCCUUACAACACCAAACCGUACGAGCUUGGGUUUAGUAGUUCUUAUAAUUCAUACGGUCCAUAUGGGUCAACUUCGUCGCCAACACAUACUGAUGCAGAGAAAGAAGACUGUGAACCCGAAGUUCGGAUGGUGAACGGCAAGCCAAAGAAAGUUAGAAAGCCGAGAACGAUUUAUUCGAGUUUCCAACUGGCUGCGCUUCAAAGACGAUUUCAAAAGACCCAAUAUUUGGCGCUACCUGAAAGAGCCGAGCUGGCGGCUUCCUUAGGCGUUACACAAACUCAGGUGAAAAUCUGGUUUCAAAACCGACGUUCAAAAUUCAAGAAGCUGUGGAAGAGUGGCGAGAUUCCCCCUGAUCAACAUGCGGGACCCGGCGAGUCUCCGCCUUGCAGAUCGCCUCUGGCCUCGGUCGCCUGGGACUUCCCACACAGAAUGAACACAGCAAACACCCUGCCUCAGAGCAACAGCCCUCCCAACACAACUGCGCCUUCUUUCUUAGGAAACUAUUCCUGGUACCCGUCCUCGAACUCGGUACCGCAUCUACAGCCCAAUCCACUGCUGCACCACCACAACUCAGCAGUGAGCGCUGGGGCAAUAUUUUAAGACUGUGGUGUUAUUGACAUUCACUAAUGACUGAAAGAAAUGCUGAGGCUCCCCUUGAAAACAAGCACAUCAUUGGACUGGUAUAUAUAUAAAGAUACAUUAACGCAGUAUACAUGCUGAACUAUAUUAAACACAGAUAAUUGUGCAUCUACAGCAAAAAAAACUUUUUUUAAUCCUGUUGUAUUCUGCCAAAAACUUUAUUUUCAUGUUAUGUGUUAUGUCUUCUGGUAGACAUACCAGAAUAGUUUUCGUGUACAUUGUAAAAUAGUAUUUAUGGCAGUAUUCUUAAGGACCACUACAAUCCAAAGCAACCAUCAUUGUCAAUACUCCCCCCCCCCCCCCCCCCCCCCCCCCCAAAAUAGCAUUUCACAGAAAGCGGAAAUUGGAAUCACAAGCAAAAAUCUAUAUCGAUUUACAAUUUCUUUUUAAGUUAUUCAUUUUAAUGCAGCAAUUGAAAUUUUGAAAUCAGCGAUGUAGCAUAUUUUUCAAACCUUUGUACGAAUAGGUGCCUUCGAAAAUGACCUCACUUUUGAUGUUGGAAUAUAAAUGUAUAAAUGGAAUUUUAUAUGUUGACAAACUGUUUGUUAAAAUAAUUAUUUUCUUGAUAUAUAUGUUAUAUGAGGUAACAAUAUUAUCAUGUAUGCCGGUUAAAACUUUUGUUUGUACAGUAAAGUAAGUUUUUCAGAUUUUGGCUGUAUAAAAUGACGCAACUAUGAAUUUGCAGAGAAAGCCCGUGCCUUUAUAUUUUAUAAAGUUGCACCCUUAAUGUAACUGAUUCCCCCUUGACAUGUUUGGGCGAGAGAGUAAAGUUAAGCUACUGAUUUUUCUCAAAAACAUGUAUACCAAGUUUGAAAACGAAAUGUAUUUUAAUUAUUUAUUUUCGAAACUACAUCUUUGCAGUGUUGCCUUUAUGAUAUGAAGAGAUAAUUUAAAAUAAAAAUAUUGUUUUCAGUGUCA